This is a messenger RNA of Chlamydomonas reinhardtii, 1696 nucleotides long. RefSeq lists its product as uncharacterized. Lineage: Eukaryota; Viridiplantae; Chlorophyta; Chlorophyceae; Chlamydomonadales; Chlamydomonadaceae. The record is from RefSeq and is a predicted model, not a curated record. Bases 876 to 1241 code for a protein of 121 amino acids. The transcript is spliced from 4 exons.
ACCGACCCGGGGUCUGUUUUGCUACGAUUUUUGCACAGCGCGUCUUGUGGCGCGGGCACAACUUCAUGGGAUACACCGUGUCACAUAGGCCACGUUGGCCGCCAUGCGACACCGCUAGCGACGAACUGCAAGCGCUCGGCAAGCGAUGCAUGGGCGCCGUCGACCUCCGCAAAUAACUGGCUGCAUCUCGCGGCGUGGGCAGCACUGCAUCGGAUAGACCGUAUCACAUAGGCCAAGUUUUCGAAUCCGCGUCAGUGCUAGCGACAGCAUGCAAGCGCUCGGCAAGCGCUGCAUGGGCGCCGGCGACCGUCGCAAAUGAAGGGCUACAAAGUCAGCUUCGUAGUUUGCGUAACUGACUAAUGUUAUUGUUAUUCGAACUGCGUGGAUUCAGCAAACGGUAUAUUAGGACCGGUUAAUUAUAGCGGUUUUCAGAACAAACUUCCGAUGGCAAUCGGAGUCGCCGGGGCUUACUCGAUCCUACUUGGCUUACUCGGCUUACUCGUGUCGGGGGCCUAGAAUGCUCCCUUCUCACGUCUGUCAAGCCUACAACUAUAUUGUUAUCAAACUAAUAACACCCAGCUUAUUUUGGGGGGCCGGGGGCGCGCGCAUGCGCAAGUCGCGAUGGCGCAGUCGCUGGUUCUGAUGAAUGCCACUGGAUUUCCCGGCUCCCAAAGUUGCAAUCGUUUUCAUCUUGCAAAUUAGGAGUUUAUUGCGCCACUGCACGGACUAUAGGGCGGUAUAGACAAUCGCGCCAAGUAAGCCAAGUAAGCUAAGUAAGAGAAGUAAGAUCGAUCGUAGUCGUAGGCAGUCGUAGGCAGUCGCAGGAAGCGAGGAAGCAAGGAAGCAAAUGAUUUCGAUAGGCGACAUGACAUGACAUGACCGGCCAACAGCAACGCACCCCUCGCACCCCUCGCACCCAAUUCGCAACUCAACUCCUGCCUGGCCCUUCGCCCGCCCCAGCCAACCCGCCCCCGGCGGCCUCGGCACCCCCAGCAAGGCGCCUCCGGACCAACCAGCUUAGCUUCCCCGCCACCGGCGCUGUGGCCGGUGCCGUCUUCGGCGGCGGUGGCCGCGGAGCUGGCAGCGGGCACCGGCGGCGGGCGCGCGGAUCCACUCCUCCCGACGUUGACGACGGAGGCGGGAGGCGCGGCGCCGCGGAUACAGCUGGUGCUGGUGGGGCACGGCUUCCUACACGCGUGUGCGCUCAACUGCCAGCUCCCACUCGUGCGCCUGCCGACUAGCGCCAACUGCCAGUGUGCGUCACUACAGUCAGGUAGCUUCCGAGCCGGACCACCGUACAAGCAACUACCUGCUCACACUCGCGCAGCUGCCGAGUCCAAUAAAACUCCUGUACGGUUGCGGGGGAUGGGGGUGCCGUACGCGAGUUAGUUGGGGGUUAGUCGGAGCUGUCCUAGAACCUACAUUAUACUAUUUUUUUGUCCCGGUGUACCUUGACGGACAUAUUUCGAGCCUGCUGUUGCUGGACUGUGCUUUUGGCCGCUUGUGUUCUUCUGCCUGUUAAGCAAGCGCGACCUGCACUUGCACUUUGGGUGCCUGCACAGUGCCCAUCUUAGGUGAUUUCGUGUGUGCGUGCCAGUCCGCAUGGUGCGACUUCACCCCGGCCUCUCAUUUGCAAGGCUCCUUGGGUUCAGCGUGCCCUUCUCUGUGGUGCCACAUCGCUAGUAAUAACGUUUAA